UCGUUUUUCUCCAACUUUUUCUCUGACGAGAACCCAUUGUAGCCUGCAUAGUACAAAGCGUGAACGCCGGCGAGAACGGCAGCAGGAGGCGGCUAAAUUAUCACACACUGCAACUUGCAGUGACCUAAACAUGGCCUCCGGUCACCGGGAAACUCCUAUUUCCGGCGAACAAUUGAGCAUGGCCGGAUUAAGCGACCGCGUCGCCAAGUGUCUCCUUCAAUGUCAUGACCAAACUCUGCGCUGUCUCAUCGAGUCCGCCCCCGCCGGAGCCAAAAACCUCAGCGACGCGCAAAUCGUGCAGCUCAUCUGCUCCACCUUCCCUCUCACAUUCUCCCCUCCCAACCGCAACCUCCUAAUCGAACGCAUCGCGAAAAUCACUCCGCUCUGGUGCAGGAGAGUGAGCGCCGUGGACGAGCCAGCAGCGAAAAGGCUCAAAUUUGACGAGAGUCGGAAUGCGAAUCGGCAAAUUGAGGUAGCUAGGGGUUCUGCUUCAGCAAGUCAUUCAGAUUCUAACGGUCAGGAACUGGAUUCUGCUAGGAGUAAUAAGGAUGCGAAUGGGGAUAAUAUGGCGAUAAUUGGGGAUAUUGUGCAAGGAAAUAAAUUAGGGGUUAGCAUGAGAGAGGUGAAGAAGAAUGAGGUUAAGUGGCCAAUGUUUAGGGAUAUUGGUGGGAUGUAUCAUAUAUUGGAGUGUUUGAAAGAGGAGGUGAUUGCCCCGAUGUUCCAGAUGAAGCUACUGCAUCACUUUGGAUGCAAACCUACAACCUCAAUUCUGUUACACGGGCCACCGGGCUGUGGGAAAACCAUGCUUGCUCGAGCCAUUGGCAAUGAGACCCGAGUGCCGUUCUAUGAAACUUCUGCUGUUUCGUUGAAGUCUGGAGUUUCAGGACCUAAUCAUGUGAAUUGUAUGGGGUGUUUGCCGGAAUGCUGGUGUCUAUCAAAUGCAGUUUAUUUGGAGGGACUGCAUUGCACGGCUUAUGUUUGCAAACUGUGUAUCCAAGAGUUGUUCUGCAGAGCAUACAAGAAUGCACCAUCUAUUGUGUUCAUUGAUGAAAUUGAUGCAUUGACUUCAGAAACAGAAAGCUUGUUACGAUGCCCAGUAAAACAGUUGAUGGCUUGCAUGAAGGAACCUGUGAAUGACGGUUCUGAUUCUGAAAGAUUUAAUAUUGGACGCGGUGGCUAUGUGCUGACAAUUGGAGCAACCAAUAAGAUUGAUGCUCUUGACCUUGCCUUAAGGCAGCGGUUUGAUCAUGAAUAUCUUUUUAAUGUUCCAAGUGAAAUUGAGCAGCAUGGCAUACUUACAGUUCUAAUACGUAAUGAUGAGUUUGAAGAGGGUUCUGAUCGUGGGAGGGUAGUAAAGUAUACUCAGGGUUAUGUAGCAGGAGAUUUGGUAGAACUAGUAAAUAAGGCUCGUAUGAUUGCUUUCAAAGAUGUCUUUUUUCCGAGAGCUUGCAGAUUGGAUUUUGAAGACAUGUAUGAGGCUUAUGGAAUACCAUUUUCAGAUGAACAAAUAGAGGAGUUCAAAUUACCCUUGGAGUGUUUUAUGGUAAUCCUCUUGUACUCCCUACAAAAAGCUAAUGAUAUGGUACGACCACGUGCUGAAAUGGAAGCUUUUUCCCCCACACCAUAUAAAAACUGGGAUGAUGUUGGAGGCCUUCAAUUGUUGAAAUUGGAACUUGAACGCCGCAUAGUUAAGCUUAUAAAGUUUCCACAACUUUAUGAGUCUCUUGGGGAAAUUGUGGUGAAGAACUUGCCGACCUCCUUUUUCCUUUAUGGUCCUUCGGGUUGUGGAAAGACAUCGAUUGUUGAGGCUUUAGCUAGAGAAGCAGGAGCGAAUUUCAUGCAUAUCAAGGUGGAUGACCUUUUGAAUUUGACGUGGCCUGAGGAGCUUGUGAAAAAUAUUUUCAAACGUGCAAAAAGUCAGCCUCCAUGUGUAGUUUUAUUUGAUGAGUUGGACUUGUUGUCCGUAGAUAAUUUCACAGACGAAGAUCUGGAGAGGAACAAAAAUGCAUGGAAGUCGGAGAUAUAUUGGCUGAUAUGGACCCAUUUCCGAGAUAUGAGAAAAGAAUCGCGUGUUUAUGUGAUUGCUACAUCAAGUAGGCUAGAGAAUCUGGAGCGUAUCUCGCUCAUCAAAGAAGAUUUUGGUAGGAUGUUGUAUGCUCCUCUUCCUACUCCAGAUGAAAGGGGAGAGAUAUUGAAGAUUCUUGCUCGAAACAAGCCAAUAGAUGCAGAAGUGGAUCUGAUGGCUCUAGGAAAAGACUCCGCUUGUGAAAAUUUCAGUGGCUCUGAUCUAUUUGCAUUGGUGGCAGAAGCUUCUAAGUUCGCUAUUGAUCGACCAUUAUUGUCCUGUGGGGGUAACAUGACCAUCACAAAUGAAGAUUUUGAGGCUGCGUUAGAUGAAGUCUCCCCUUCUCUCUCAGCCAAGGAACGCAAGAAAUGGGCGCUGCAUGCGAAGAAUAUUGAUGUUACUCAUGGCGCAUCUGCAUUGGACUGGUAGACUUAUGUUAUUAUGUGUGCAUGAUGUGAGAUUCCUUCUCAUCUUUUGUUACUUGUUAGUAACAUCUUAAAAAUGUGCAAGUAUGGGCUAAAAUAUGUCCAUGUGAAUCUAAUCCCAUAUGUAUUGACAUCUAAGUACUAUGUAAUUUUGUUAGCACUAAACUUGUAUAAAUAUCGUUUAGUGCU
Messenger RNA from Salvia hispanica, 2679 nucleotides. Its product is annotated as cell division control protein 48 homolog C-like. The record is from RefSeq and is a predicted model, not a curated record. Gene Ontology annotation, molecular function: ATP hydrolysis activity; ATP binding. NCBI's taxonomy places the organism in Eukaryota, Viridiplantae, Streptophyta, Magnoliopsida, Lamiales, Lamiaceae.